UUCCUGUAAAUGAAUGAGGUCUCUAUGAGUAUUAUUGCAAAUUGAAUCUAAUUGCUAUGUUCAAUUUAUUCUAUGCGUGAGAGUAAUCACAUCAUUGCAAGCAAAGUCUUAAGGUCAUUCAAUUAAUUGAACUAACGGAAAUCAUCAACGAUAAAAUAUGGAUUCAUCGUUUCCGAGGUAUUGUAUCGCUGAAAAUGAAAAUAUGGGCGAGUCUAGUAACGGUGGCUCGUUAAUGCGUUAUUUCGACCCAGAUUUGUUGACUGCGACAGUUUGGAAAAAGAAGCGCACGCACUGUAAGUCUAUACGUCAUAAUGCAGUUGCAGGUAAAAUUAUUACUUACAGGGUUUGAAACUGGCGACGAGGACAUUUUAUUUUUUGAUUUGGUUUUUAAACCGCAGACGGAUUGAUUUGAUCGAAAUUUUAUAUUUCCUGUGUAAUUAUAACGAGGCUGUCGACACGACCUCAACGAAUUCCUAGCUGCUUCCUCAUCGAGCACUCAACACGAUCUUCGUUUUGCCCGCACUUCUAUUUACAGUGAUGACGUACACGAAUACCUUCCAGUAAUGACAUGUUUCUUGUUGUGUGCGUAACUAUUUCAUACGUAUAAAGUCGAAACGGAAUUCAAUACUAGAAGAACGUAAAGCCGCGUCCACAAUUAUUUCUCACUGUCGGCUCGUGGCUUAGGUGUGGGAAGAACCUUGAAAUUAUAAAUAAUAGAAAUAGACGAGCUCAAAUAGUACGCGCGGGAAAGUUGAUCUCCAAAGCAUUUGAAUCUCAACAAUUGUUACCACUUCAAUUGUUCCGUUGCGGAACAGUUGCGAACUGAUUGUUAUUCAGUUGCGCAUGAGUGGAAUUCAAAUCCGCUCGAAAGUCUGAGGAACGAGAUUCUGUUGCAUAAAAAGGAGUCCGUUAUCUACAGCAUUCACUGAAGAAUAGCUCUGCAGUGUUCUCUCAAGACCUGUUAGUAAACAAACUUGGAGACAUAUUUCUGGUCCGUAUCUGUUCUUGAAAAUUUGAGCGACUCGUUGGAAGCAUAAACGUACGUACAACGUAACCUAAGAAAUGCAGGUCCAGACGAUGCAUGAUAGCUUGAAACCUCUGUCCUGGCUAGAAGGCACAUGGAGGGCUGACGGUACGGGAUUGGGAAAAUUCCCAACGAUAAAGCCAUUCAAUUUCUGCGAGGAAAUUACCUUUGCCUCUAUCGGACAGCCUAUGCUGAAUUAUACAGGACAAAGUUGGCAUGUAGAUAGCAAAAGACCGAUGCACAGAGAAGUUGGAUUCCUGAAAAUCAUUCCUGGCACCAAUAAAGUAUCUCUUAUUGUGGCACAUAACUUUGGUCUGACUACCAUUGAAGAGGGAUAUGUAGAUGACAAGAAUAUUCAGCUCACAAGUCAGAAGAUUGCACGGAUUUCAGAAGGCUGCAAAGAACCUGCAGUUUUAAAGAUCGAACGAGAGUUCCGGCUGGUCGGGUCUCAGCUGGAGCAGAUACAACGCAUGGCCACAACAAGCGUCACAGAAAUAACGGAGCACAUUCGGACCGUUUAUCAUAAAGUAGACAACUAGAUUCAACGUCGUGUAUAAAAUAAGGACAGUUGAUCGAGAUAAGUAAAGUAAAGGUUACAUUGUGAUUUA
Messenger RNA from Athalia rosae (coleseed sawfly), 1632 nucleotides. Its product is annotated as peroxynitrite isomerase THAP4-like. The transcript has 3 exons. The record is from RefSeq and is a predicted model, not a curated record. The coding region runs from base 1063 to 1563 and encodes 166 amino acids. Lineage: Eukaryota; Metazoa; Arthropoda; Insecta; Hymenoptera; Athaliidae.